Messenger RNA from Porites evermanni, 6783 nucleotides. The record is from the annotation of a GenBank genome assembly. Lineage: Eukaryota; Metazoa; Cnidaria; Anthozoa; Scleractinia; Poritidae.
GCAAGGGAAAGAGACGCCAGUGCAUACGAAAAACGCAUUGGAAUGGAGAUGUCAGAAAGCCUACGUAAGCUCAUAGAACCUCAUUUUUUGAGAAGAACUAAAGCUAUGGUGUUGGAAAAGAAGAAAAAGGCUAGUGAUGAUGUUGAUGGCUCUGAAGAAAAAGAGAAUCGGCCAGAAGGCGGUGCUAGGUACAUGAAUUCUCGUUGUUUCUGUGUGUAGGUUGGUUCGGUCUGGUUUAAGAAAGGGCCCAUCAUUACGUUCACUCGACUAUAACAAUCGGUAAAUUUGCUAAUAAUUGGCUUGGAUAUUAUUUAGUGCAUAGGUUGAUCAAGUGGAUUAACCUGUGAAUAGAUNAUGAAUUCUCGUUGUUUCUGUGUGUAGGUGGGUUCGGUCUGGUUUAAGAAAGGGCCCAUCAUUACGUUCACUCGACUAUAACAAUCGGUAAAUUUGCUAAUAAUUGGCUUGGAUAUUAUUUAGUGCAUAGGUUGAUCAAGUGGAUUAACCUGUGAAUAGAUCCUGUCCACACUAAUUCGUUCAUUUAUGGCCAGAAACGAUAUUUAUCCGUUUAUGAACUUGUUGACUCUUGGGGAAGUUUUUAAAAUUUCUGAUCACUACAUCGUUCUCGAAGUGUGGACGUGACGGAAGCCGUCAACACAUACGUUGGCCACAAUUUUUCUUUGCUUUUACGAAUACUCAAUUCUGUUUCCUUUUCCUUUCAGAAUACCACAAUCGUUAACACGAAAGAACGACCUUAUUAUCUGGCUGCACAUGUCUGAUACGCAGCAGAAAAUAUACAAGGACUUUCUCGGACUUGAACGAGUGAAAGAGGUAUGCUUUUAAACAAUACCAGCACAUUUCCUUUAAAUAUAACUGAUAUUCUUCAAGCGGGAUUUGACACAGCAAGUCAGACUAUAUUUUCUUUCGAGUGAGCAAUUUAACCCUUUUAAAUUCCAAGUUGUUAGUCAAUUCUAAUGCCCGGAUGUGCGUUUUUUUGCCGGUAAAACGCUCCAAUCACAUCAGUCUCUAACCCUUGACGAUCACUCAAGGCUGGCUGUCACUAGCGACGGUCACUAGUGACAAUCGGCCUUAAGUGACAGCCGACGGAGUCGUUAGAGCACUUAUGACCUAAUAUUGCAAAUCGAAAAUCAAAGUUGUAAACGGAGCCGUACGAUUGAAUCGGAGUGGAAAGAAUCAGAACGCUUCCAUUUUCUUCCGACUGCGCUUAUAACCCCUUUGAUUACGAUCUAGUGAGUCGGUACCCCGUGUACAGCUGUUCCCUCCCUUUGUUGUAGGGAAGGGGGCCUGUACACAGGUUAGGAGUUGGAAGGAGAAGGGGAAAGAUAAGCCAAUCACAAUGCUCGUUCCCACGCUUUGUGAUUGGUUUAGUUUUUCUGCUACUGCUGCGACUCCGAUAAACUGCUUUUCACUACCCCACCCCCCGCCCCCCGAAAACAGGUGUUAGCAAUGAUUGUCGCGGUAGUGUGUGUGUGUGAUGAGUCCCGUUUUACAGUUGAGAUAGCCCCCUCACACUAAUUCUUCCUCCGUUCUUUUUUCACUCCCUCAGUUGUUGAUGAGCACCCGUUCACCAUUAGCUGAAUUGAAUGUUUUAAAGAAGAUUUGUGAUCAUCCACGCCUGCUCUCCACUCUUGCCUGUGAGCAGCUGGGAUUGGAUGAAGAGGACAGGUUUGUUACGGCAUUUCAGCCCCUGAAUCGAAAUCCAUUAAUGAAAAAAGAUCAAACUUGAAUUUUUUUAACCUGUGAGAAACAAAUACAGGAGCGUAGCUAGAACUACUCCAGACGUACGCAGUUUACCAAAUCACCCAUACACCGUCUCAAAUGGUAUUCACUCUGGUAAAAUUGUUUUGAAAACAUUAUCUGAAAAAAGUUGUUAAAGCGGACUUACGCUGGCCACUGUAUAAACGAGGAAACUAGGCCGAGUGAACUUUCACAAAGACUUCUGGGACCGUUACUUAGGACAGGAGAAAAAUUGGCCAAUAGCUGAGCGGCGUGUCCCAGUAACGAUCCCAGAAACAAUUGCGGGACGAGUUUCUGUUCCAGUUCCCCUCUCGUUUCUAAAGUGGCGAACGAAUUGGCAGUUAUAGUCAAGUCCCUUUACGGUUGACACUGUAGGGACCUCCAGUUAGUGUCCUCAUUAGCGAGAGUCCGUAAUUGCGGGAGUUUAUUUCAGUCAUAAACGUCUGUAGAUGAUUUUUGCAGGGGAUAUAGCUUCUGUCCGUAUUAUCGGGGUGUCCAUUAUAGCGAGAGUUGACAAAACACCGUUUUUCACCUUUUCCUUAUUUACCGUUAUGUUCCUUUGCCUGUACUUCGACAUUUUGGGAGGUACGCACAUGCCUACUUGUAUACAGAUAACCACUUCCCUUAAAUAGCAUCAUUUAACAGUUCUACCAUAGAGGUUUCGUUUGAAUGGUACAUUCAGAAUGAAAAGUUAAAACAUAACUUCGUAGUUGACUGUACGAUUAAAGAGGUCAGAAGUCGCUAGCACCUAACUCCUAUGAACCGUCUGAGGACCGUCCGAACAGAUGUGUUUGCUAUGUAUAAGAGGGACAAGGGUCGGGGUGAGACCCGGAAAUGAAUUCGGGCUGCCACGCAAACUCUAGUCCUCAAGCCCUAGACGUGUGAAAAUAAGCAAAUGUCGUAAUACCAUUAAAGUUCACGUCAGUGCUCCAAACUCUGCCUGAUCAUUGCUCUUACACCUAAGAGAAAAGCAUUCAGUUAAUUUUUUUAAUGUUAGUUGAUUCACUGUACAACGAGAAACAUAACUUAAAGAAGAAAUCUUUGUUUCCUUCUGCUUUGCAAGUGUUUUUUGAGUAUUUCCUUUUUUUUUCUUUUUUUUUUUAUUUAGGCUCGUUGAGCUGGACUCAGCCGCUGACCAAGAUGGACCAUCAUUUGCCACCCAGCCAAAAGGCUUAGGUCCUUCUGACAGGGUGCUCACACAGGAAUCAGGGAAAAUGGUCUUCCUGGUUUCUCUGUUGAAUAAUCUCAAGUCUGAAGGCCACAGGUGCCUGGUGUUCAGUCAGUCGCGAAAGAUGUUGGACAUUAUUCAGCGAGUUAUCACUCAUGGGGUAUGAACGUUAUCCUUUUUGACACCACAGUAUAAUACUACUGCGUAAAUUUUGUUUAUGAAUAGUCACUCUUCCACACUUCUUUGGCGCCUCUAUAGACUGGGAAGUUUAUUUAGAAGAAUAACUUAGAACCACCAUGGAUGGCAUAAUGACCCUCCCAACGUAAAAUGAUAGUUGCUUUUUGGGAUUUCCUGACAGAAAUUAAUGGUCAGCAGCCUCCAUUUGCGCGUUGUAGGAUUCCACAUAUCAGGAGCCACACACGGACUUCAAGCUGCGUACCAGGCGUUAGCGGCAGGGGAGGUUUGAGAGGGCGAAAACGCAAGAGGGAAAAAGGGACAGAAGCAGUACUUCGCGUUUUCCAUCCUCUUCCGCUCUCCUUCUCGCUCUCCCUAAUCCUAAGAGAGCGAGAAAAGCACAAAAACAAAAAAAGUCCUUUUUAGUUGCUUUUACUUGAAGUGAAUGCUUAGGUGUUCACUCACAACCUCGAACCGUAGUACCAUGAGAGACAGCAGCAAGUGACUAGCAUCUCUUGCGUGAAGUUUUCGAUAAAUUUUCCUACUCACAAAGCUCUUAUAAAACAGACUCCAAUUUCCUGCCAUUCUUCAGUUAUUUCAAGCUAGCAAGCUCUCUGUCAGGCGGACACCCCCCUUCACCCUGAGGGGAUGCUCAACAAAGUUUUAUACUGGAAGACUCCGCCCCGAGGUCCAACCUCUUUCCCUUUCAUAUACCAUGCAUUUUUGACAGAAAAGGUACCCCGUUUCGUAUACCUUCCAUUGAAAGUCUGUACCUCUUUAACAUACCUACUUAUAAUAAUAAAAGUCCUUUUGUCAUUUUCGUGUACCAUUUUAAUAAAUUAAAUUGUUAUAGCUAUUAGGCGCAUCUGUUCUUAGCGUUUUAAAUAAACGACCUUUUUAAAUACUUUAAUGAUUGAUUUUGCUACCCUUUCGUAUACUUCAACAUGUGAAUUCCCUACCCUUUGAUAUAUCUGAAGCCUGAAAAAGAUACCCCUUUCGGUUAGAGCCUCCCCGUGUCAGCCGUUAUUGGUGUACCCCCGGGCUCUACGCCCAGUUAGGUCCGGUCCUAAUAGUGCCUGCCUUAGGGCUUGUUUACAUGGAGGUGGAGGACCCCAGAUAGGUGAGGUAACAUGUGGCGUGUCACCCCACCUAUCAUAAGAGAUUAUAUGGUUACCUCACCUACCUGGGGUCCCCUACCUCCAUGUAAACAUGCCCUUAGACUGAGUUGUCUGAAACAGUUAACAGGUGUCUUAGAACUACGAAUUGUUUUUCUUGUUAGGGUCACAAAGUUCUUCGUAUCGACGGGACAGUAUCAAAGACUGCAGAGCGUCAGCAUUUGAUCAACACCUUUCAAACUGACCCAUCUUACUCUUGUUUCCUUCUCACCACGCAGGUUUGUAUCCCACACACAAGAAAGCAAUAUAAAUUUAUAUUUUAUCAAUGCCACUGGGUUCACUGGUAGAUUAGUUAUAGCAGAUGACAAAGCAAGGAUAACGUAAGAUAAAGAGGAGUAAUUAAACAGUGCGAACGGCACGUAUUUUGGUGGAUACCAGAGUUUGUUUGUGUUGAACUAUUUACGGUCAAAAAACAUGCUAAAACAAGUAAAGUGUUGAAAGUUUUCGAAAAUGACAGCUAAACUUAAGGUCAUGGAAAACUAGAAAAGGUUAUGUUGGGGACAAGGGAGCAGGAAUAGGAACUAAGGAGAGAGGAAAAGUAAGGGCGUUUCUUCUCCGACCGUUUUGCCCAAUUCGUUGACUGUAGAUGCAACUUAGCUCUCGUCCUCGUUUCAUUUUAUUUCUGAUUUUCCUUGUCCGUAAGUAAUAACACCAAGAGUGUUGUUGACUACGAGGCAAUUGUAAAACAGUAGCCAAAAUAGAACCAGCAAAUAGCGGAUACAGGUAGACCAUUACCUUAAAUUCUCGAGUUUGUCUCUCCCGCACGCAAACCUCGGGUUAUGGAGACCAGCUUAUUUAUUUAUUUAUUUAUUUAUUUAUUUUUAUUUUCAGGUGGGAGGUGUAGGCAUUACACUGACGUCGGCUGAUCGCGUGGUUAUCUGUAAGUCCGUUUUUUCUGUAUCAUGAUCAACAUUGCUUUCAGCCAAUCGGUUUUCGGAGCAAGCGCAACAAAAAUACAGCCUCAGCACGCCUAAGAACACGUGACGCUCACGUCAAAGUCGGGAAGUUGCGCGCACUACGGCAUGUUACGUUUCCUUUCAGCUGCUUUGUUGAUUGCAAAAAUACAGCUUGUUGCUCAGGUUUCUAAGAGCUUAAGGAGCAUGGGUUGGCAGUUUCAUAGCUUGGACAGAAAUACAUGCGGUAUGCCACUGUGAUCGUUGCCGUGAAGCUUGAGGUUUUUUUCUCUGUUCGCUUAAGAAAUUCACCCUACCGCCCGCAGUUGGUCAUUGUUCGUAACGCUUUUAAACGAAAAGUUCAACACUGAGUGUUGUUUUUGGCUCGGUGAUGAAAAAUCCUUAUUUCUUUACGCAGUUGAUCCCAGCUGGAAUCCGGCUACAGACGCACAAGCGGUGGAUAGGUGAGAUUCUAGGAAGUAGGGUAGAUAAAGGUGGAUUUCCACUGUCGCGUAAUUUUUACGUGCGUACCCGCGUAAAUUAAAUAGAGGCAAUGAAUGGAAGGUGGCGCGUAAACGUAACAGUUGGACCUCGCUCAACUUUUAACAUAACGCGCGACCUUUCUUAUUUCGCCUCUACUUUAUUGACGCACGUAAAUCUCACACGCGCACGCGACAGUGGAAAUCCACCGUAAGUCGCGUUCACACCACAGUGUGACAGUGACCAACGCGAAAGCUUCGGCUUCUUUAGUCACUGUGCACAUAUCAACAAACAUUUAUAUUAUAUUUACUUUUGAUCAUUUGUUAACCCACUGAUUCUGUAAGCCAUCUUAUACUGUACCAUCGUGAAUAGUGCGAAAUAAACUUGAACUUGAACUUGAACUUAAGCAAUCAGGUCUGGACGUGCUGUAAGUGGUACAAACCGUGUAAAACGCUGCAUACCACUUUUUCAAACGAUAUAUCUGGAUCAGUUCGCGUUUUCACUGACAAAAAAACCCCGAAGCCUUUAGUAUUAAAGGGUAUAUUUCGUCAUUUCCCAUCAUAAAUUUAUGACCAUUUGCCAAUGAAACACCCCUAUAUAAAGGAGGAUAGACGUGUCAACUUCCAAGGCUAUCGCAAUGGGUAAACACUUCCUCAACCCCAGCAACAGUAGUGAGCCCGUAGUAAUGAACUGUAACAUGCGAUGCUUGUCAUGUGAACCCUUUAAGCCCCAAUGGUGACCACAUCCAGUUUCUCUCAAUAUUAACACUGCCUGAUCAAACAGACAGGUCAUGAGAAUUAAUGAAAUGAUCACCAAAGAUGAAAUGUUUUGAUGUUAGAACAAAUUCUCUCAAGCAGUACCAUAGGGAAUGUAUGGAGAACAGUGUGGAGAAGAUGCAUGUUGAUGUUGGGGCUUAAAGGGUUAAAACACUCUCUACUUCGUCCAGCAAUUUCUGUCAUAGCUAACCACUCGAGCUGGUUUUUUAAACAGAGUAUACCGCAUCGGACAAAAAAAGACUGUGGUGAUUUACCGGCUCAUUACAUGCGGCACUUUGGAGGAGAAGAUCUACAGAAAGCAGAUUUUUAAAGACGCGCUCAUGAAGCAGACCACCGGUGUUUCCAAGAAUCCUUUCAGGUAA